Molecule: messenger RNA, 1068 nt
Organism: Miscanthus lutarioriparius
Lineage: Eukaryota; Viridiplantae; Streptophyta; Magnoliopsida; Poales; Poaceae
Source: the annotation of a GenBank genome assembly
AUGUCGCGGACGCUGGUGCAGCCGGUGGGGCAGAAGCGCCUCACCAACGUGGCGGUGGUGCGGCUGCGGAAGCACGGCCAGCGCUUCGAGAUCGCCUGCUUCCCCAACAAGGUGCUCUCCUGGCGAUCCCACGUCGAGAAGGACAUCGACGAGGUGCUCCAGUCCCACACCGUCUACUCCAACGUCUCCAAGGGCGUCCUCGCCAAGUCCAAGGACCUCACCAAGGCCUUCGGCACCGACGACCAGACCCAAAUCUGCAUCGAGAUUCUGGAGAAAGGGGAGCUCCAGGUCUCCGGCAAGGAGAGGGAAGCGCAGCUCUCCAGCCAGUUCCGCGACAUCGCCACCAUCGUCAUGGAGAAGACCAUCAACCCGGAGACCCGCCGCCCCUACACCAUCACCAUGAUCGAGCGCCUCAUGCACGAGAUACACUUCGCCGUCGACCCAAACCUCACCUCCAAGGAACAGGCUCUAAAAGUUAUCAAGAAGCUCACAGAGCACUUCCCCAUAAAGCGUGCACCACUGAGGGUGCGGUUCACUGCACCAAAACCCAAUUUUCCAGGCCUUAUGGAGAAGAUUGGCGAAUGGAAUGCUACUGUCAUUUCAAAGGAUGAAUUGAGCACUCAGCCUUCUAUUGUAUGUGAGAUCGAGCCAUCUCUUUUGCACUCGUGUGAGGAGCGGUUGAAGGAUGUGCAAGGGAGGGUUGAAGUGCUGUCUGUCUCAGCACACGCAGAAAGUGGCCCAUCUGUGGGGCAACAUGACAGUGUCGAAGUGCCACAAGCAGCUCGUGUGAAGGAACCUGAUGCUGUUGCUCAGAUAAGUGAGACAAUGCAGAAACAGAGCAUUUCUACUGAAAGCCAGGGCAAUGCACAAGGCAAGCAGCAGAGAAGGUGCAAGGAGUGUGAUGUGCUCGUGGAGGACAAGCUAUACAGAGAGCACUGCAAGAGUGGGUGGCACAAGCACAACUACACGCGCCACAAGAAUGGGCUCCCGCCUCUCAGCCAAGAGGAGUGCAUUGUGGAGAUGGAAUUGGCCGACUCCAAGAAGGACCUUAAAGACUACGAUUUCUGA